Esox lucius (northern pike) is the source of this 3648-nucleotide messenger RNA. RefSeq names its product synaptogyrin 1a (gene syngr1a). Gene Ontology annotation, cellular component: synaptic vesicle membrane; neuromuscular junction. Lineage: Eukaryota; Metazoa; Chordata; Actinopteri; Esociformes; Esocidae. The transcript has 4 exons. The coding region runs from base 493 to 1200 and encodes 235 amino acids. The record is from RefSeq and is a predicted model, not a curated record.
AAUCCUUAGGUAUUCCCAUAUGUUGUUUAAAUAGUUGCAAUGUUAUUUUAAGUAGGGUGUCUUGGGUAAAAAAUGCCACAGACCAGCAUACGGUGUUGCACGCUCGAUGUGAUUGUCGAGAGUGCGCGAGUAAAGGUUGACAGCGGCGUAUGCGCGCGCUCGCUACACGAGAUUGCGUGUCAGCUCGGCUUCUCUCCACCCUUGAGAUGAGAAGGGGAUAGAGGGUGAAGUACGGGAGUAUUGUUGAUGGAAAUAGACUAGCUUAAAAAACAUAAAUUAGCCACGGGUGAAAGCCUUUUUGAUUCGCAUAAAGGCAGACCAGAGAGGAUCAUACAUUAAAUAGCCUAGCAACCCGAGUUCGAACCGUCAUCGUUGUAUUAACAGCCAAGGUCAGUACACGGAAGGAGCACACAAAACACGUCAUUUAACGGCUUGGCUACUAGGCAGAUUAUUGAAGUCGGGAGACGGAGAAAUCACCAGCAGCAACUGAAGAUGGAGGGGGUGAUGCAAGGGAUGCAAGCUUACGGAGCGGGUAAGGCUGGAGGAGCCUUCGACCCUCUGACGUUCUUUCAGCAGCCUCAAACUAUCCUUCGACUUGUUUGCUGGCUGUUCUCCAUUGUGAUCUUCGGCUGCAUAGCCAACGAGGGCUACGUGAACCGGCCCAAUGAGACCGAGGAGUUCUGCAUCUUCAACAGGAACCAAAACGCCUGUAACUACGCAGUUGGGAUGGGCUCCCUGGCGUUCCUCAGCUGCGCUGCCUUCCUGGCCCUUGAUGUCUAUUUCCCCCAGAUCAGCAGUGUCAAGGACCGCAAGAAGGCCGUGCUCGCCGACAUAGGAGUGUCUGCAUUCUGGUCGUUUGUGUGGUUUGUGGGCUUCUGCUUCCUGGCCAACCAGUGGCAGGUUGCCAAGCUGGCCGACAACCCCCUGAAGGACGGCGCGGAUGCGGCACGGGCCGCCAUCACCUUCGCCUUCUUCUCCAUAUUCACAUGGGCGGUGCAGGCCUUCCUGGCCUAUCAGAAAUACAAGCUGGGGGCCGACUCCGCCCUCUUCUCCCAGGAGUACGUCGACCCCACCGCCGACCCCAACGCCGCUGCCCCCAUGGGCAAUGACUACUCUGGCUACUCAGCGGACAUGGACCCCGCGGCCACCACCGAGCCGGCCUUCGACGGGUCUGCCGGCUACCAAGGCCAGGAAUACUGAGUUAACUAUUUGGGGGGGAGGGGCUCGUUUAUGGGAAAAAUUUAACGGCUCGUGACUAGCCUCGCUGCAGUCAGGUGUGUGUGUGUGUGUGUGUGUGUGGAGUUACAGAAUUGUCUGGGAUCUGGAGGUAGGGUAUAGAGGGAACAAGGGGGGCUUCUCAGAGACCACGGUCGACAUGUGUUUUAGUGUCUGGAACCAGUUUGCCUUCAACACGGGGGGAGUGGGGGGCAAUGUUGUUUGAACACCUCCAUGGGAUCCCACCAAACCAGAACAUAAGUUUUUUUCUGAAGCUUAAUUCACUUGUGCGCAUCCGAGUUCACCCCUUUCCUCCCAAAGUGUGCACCUUCUAGACCUCAUAGUGGAGAAGAUGGGAUUUAGUGUAAGAGCUGGAGUUUCCACCAUGUCUGACGGGAAGAGCACACUUUGGGAAAAGGGUGGAAUGACAUGCAGAGUCUGAACCCAUACCCACUUGUACACAUCAACACACAUUCAAUAAAUUGUAGGGAGACAGUUGGGUUGGGAAUUACACUAUGAACAACACGGGUGGUUGAACUAGGCGUUGGUACCUGAACGACACGGGUGGUUGAACCAGGUGUUGGUACCUGAAAGACACGGGUGGUUGAACCAGGCGUUGGUACCUGAACGACACGGGUGGUUGUACCAGGCGUUGGUACCUGAACGACACGGGUGGUUGUACCAGGCGUUGAUACCUGAAUGACACGGGUGGUUUUACCAGGCGUUGGUACCUGAACGAGACGGGUGGUUGUACCAGGCGUUGGUACCUGAACGAUAUGGGUGGUUGUACAAGGCGUUGGUACCUGAACGACACGGGUGGUUGUACAAGGCGUUGGUACCUGAACGACACGGGUGGUUGUACAAGGCGUUGGUACCUGAACGACACGGGUGGUUGUACAAGGCGUUGGUACCUGAACGACACGGGUGGUUGUACCAGGCGUUGGUACCUGAACGACACGGGUGGUUGUACCAGGCGUUGGUACCUGAACGACACGGGUGCUAUGAAAGGCCACGGCGUCUUGUGGGCGUCAACACUACAGCCUGGACAUUGCAUGAAGACUUACAUUUUUUUGUUGUUGCUUUCUUUGUUUGGUGAAGGUGAAAGGACUCUUUCUACUGUUGGCUGUGGAGGACUGCAUUGUUCAAUGUUUUCCACCAUAUCUAUGCCGACUGAAUGCCCCAGCCAAAACCGGUGUUCACGGUGCUACGUUUCAAAGGACAUCCUGUCUUACUGGACAGGGACAGGAUGUGACAUACAAGAAUGACACAGCCCACAGUAAGCCUCAGUGACGCUGAUUGAGCUGUUACAAACAGACUGCAUCAUCAUCCGUACAAACUCGGAUAUUGUCAUCAACAUACUUGAAUUUGAUAAGUCGCAAAAAAAAUUGUCGAAUUCCUAAACAUUCACUUAGCAAUCACCAAAUUUUAUAAUGAUGGUGCAUAAACACCAAUGAAGAAGAUUAAUUCAUAGCCCUUUGCAGCCAUUUACAAACCACCAUGUUAUAACGUUGACUGCCAACCUAAUGAACACCACUGGCUUGACACUAAUGUAGUAACUGAAAAAGUGUUUGAGCUUAAAAACAAGUGGCCUCAGAAGCUUUUCAUUUAACCUAGGGCUAGAAUACCCGCAGUGGAUUUCAGACUGGUUUAAUUUUCCCAACCAACAGCUGAAGACUUCAGUAAUAUCAAUUUCAAAUGUUCGUAAUGAUCCAUGUGUGACUCCUUUUAUUUUUUUAGUUCAAGGCAAAAUGUGCUAAUGAAAAAACCUUAAUUGUAUAUUUAUUUUUUGAAAAAGUUUGCUAUUUUUAGUAUAUAUAUGUAUAUAUGUGUAUAUAUAUAUAUACAUACACAUACAUAUAUAUAUAUAUAUCUCACAAAUUAUAGGUAUUUAAAACCAGCACAUUUUUAUUUUGUGGAAUAAAAACAUUUGUGAUUAUGAACAAAAUGCAAUUAUAUGUAUGAAAUAUCAUUUUUUAAUACAUUAUUAUUAACCAGACGUAGCUGUGUUAUAAACAAAUAUUGUAUAUUGUACCUAUUAUUUAAAUAACAUAUGUCUAUACAAGUAAGCAUUUAAAGUGUUUGUUCAGUUUUCAUUGUGUGACCUGUGGCAUUGUUUUCUGAAUCAGGAAACAUUCUUUAUCAUGUUUUACUGUUGCUGACCUUUCUAGUGGGGGGGUUGAGUGGUAAAACGUGACAAAAUGGACUAUUAUAUUUAGACAUUGCAUAAAAAAUAUGUUGUCUGUGAGCUACAACGAAAUUGUAUAAAAAGAAUUGUAAUGCCUUUGUUGUGAUGAAUGUUGAUUAAAUUAAUCAGUUAAUUAAUUAAGGAUAUAUGUACCUAAUUAUUUCCUGUUUGUUGCCUGUUCGUAAGAGUAGUUGUGGUGGACUUUUUUCGGGAGACGAUAAAUAAAGCAAAAGCUGUGGACAAUGCAA